AUGCCACUCUUGGGGUCAGCCAGGAGAUAUGAAGACCUGAUUAAGCUCCAGAACAAGCGACAGCACAACCUAGAUCAGGAUUACAGUUUUGACAAAUGGGGUACACUCAACAAGAAGGUUGCUCAGCGGGCUGUUACUCUCCACACAGAUCUACAGGAUACUGAAAAAAUGCACGACACCUUAGAGUCCUUACUAAGCUGGAUCUCAGACAUUGACGCAUUGAUGGCAAAUCAGAAGCCACCUUCCUCAGAAGUUAAGGUCGUAAAAGCCCAGCUCCAAGAACAAAAGCUUUUGAAGCGACUCCUAGAAGAGAGGAGACCAAGCAUUGAAGUGGUUUUGCAGAGUCAGCAUUAUUCAGGAAGAGAUGAAGAAAAUCAGGUCCAGGAAGUGUCUGAACUCCAGGAUCGUUGGAAGUCCCUUUUGCAAAAGGCUGACCAGAGAUUCUGCUUCCUGGAACAGAUACUCCCAGCGGCUCAGUGCUUCCAGGAAUCAGUUGACUCAUUCCAGGAGUGGCUAAAUGUGACAGAACAACACCUUGCUGAACUGCGAGCCACAUACAGGAACAUUGAAAAAGCUCAAGAAACUCUUGAAAGUAUUAAGAUCUUGUGUGAGGAGAUUAAAUCCAGAACAGGACUGUUAGAUGACGUUCAAGAGAACGGAAAGAAACUUCAGCAACUGAUCUCAGAUGAAGAGUUUCAGGUGACCCAAGAGCGCAUGGACUGUUUAAAGGUGAGGUACUUCAUUGUGAGCCAGAACAGUGCAGAAAUGUUGGAGCAGUUGCAAUAUACACUAGAAGCAUCAUGUCGGAUGGACUCCAGUGCAGAGGAUCUGAGCUUGUGGCUAGGACGGCUGGAGAGAGAGUUGGCAUUAAUGAAGUCAGACAGCGGAAAAGGAGCACAGGCAUUGAAUUUUACAGACAACCAGAAGUUUGAGCAGGUUAUUGAAACAGAGCUCACCCACUUACUCAAGAUUGAAGAACGUCUGCAGGGACUCACUAAGAUCUGUCUAAACCUGGAUGUCAUCUCUUCUCAGCUUUAUGAUCAGAAGAUAUUGUCACUGGAGAUUCUGCAACAUAAAGGUAUUGUGGAAAGGCUACAACACGUUGGGGAUGUCUCACUAGACUUCCGGCCAGAGUCCAGCAGGGAGACUGUAAAGGCUAAACUGGACUCUCUCAGUGAGCGAUGCCAGCAAGUUUAUCUUCGGAACUCAACCUGUAUAGUACAGCUGGAGCAUGCUCACAGCCUUCUGGGGCAGUUUGCAGAAACAGAGGGGGAGCUCACUGUGUGGCUGGAUGAAAGUCAGGUACUCAUUGGUCAGUUAUCCACCCAAUUUGUGAGUCACCGAGAACUCAAAGAACAACAAGACAUAUUACAGGAAGUCCGAGAAGCAGUUGCAGAGCAUAAACCUUUGCUAAGUAAGCUGAAAUCUGUGAGCAGUCGACUAACAGACUUGAAUUCUGAGGAGGGGGUACAAUAUCAGGAUAGAUGUAAAUCUGCAGAGGAAUGCUAUAACCAUAUUAAAGAAAGACUGAGAGAGAGCACCACUGUUCUUGAGGAGGCUAUACCACGAUAUACACAGCUCACUGAACGAAUGGACCAUCUGACAGAGUGCCUUGAGGGAUUGCAAGAGAAGUUCUCCAAGCCAUGCUUGAUCAGAGGAGAAUCAGCAAGAAUUCAGGAACAAAUCCAUGACAACAAGCUGCUGAGCGCAGAGCUGCAGAAGCUGGGUGUGGCACUCAACACAAUUCGUACUCAGGGAACAGAAUUCCCUUCAAGCUGUCAAACAGCCAGUGGGGAUCCUACAGCAAAAGCCAUACAAGACAAGGUGAACCAGCUGGAUCAGUGUUGGGCCAAACUCUGUGAUCAGUCACAGGAGAGGGAACAAUGGCUCGUUCACUUGCUGAACCUUGCUGAGAGGUUCUGGCAUGACCUAGCAGAGCUUGCUGUGGCUCUGACUGACACCCAGCAGAUGGUCUUAGAUAUGGAUGAGGCUGGCUCUGAUCCAGAGACAAUCAGACAAAGGCUGAAUGCCAUGCAGACCCUGAGAGAAGACAUUGAUAAUCUACAAUCAGACCUUGAUACCCUUGGAAUUCUGGGAGUAGAGCUGAUGUCAUCCUGUGGUGAUAUGGAGAAACCUGAUGUCACCAGACGUUUGGACGAACUGUAUGCUAUUUGGGGCCACCUAAACAAAGUUUGGUCUGAGCGCUGUGACAGAAUGGAGAAGGACCUUCAGUCUGCCGUGGCAUACCAGGAAACCAUGCAGGGAAUGUUUGAAUGGCUGAACUCAGCAGAGACAAGAAUCUCUCAGGAUUUCCUUGUUGGAGUAGAUUUGGAGACAGUAACACAGCAAUUAUGUGAUCUAAAGGUGUUCAAGCGUGAGGUGUACCAGCAAAAAAUUGAAAUGGAGAGCCUAAACCUUCACAGACUGCAUGGGGUAGAUGAGCCAGAAGGGGCUGAACCACCCCUGUAUAUCUUCCGACAGCGAUGGGACAAGCUAGAAGAGGAAGUUGUCAGUAGACAGCAUCAGUUGGAAUCUGCGCUGCUUGGACUGGGUCAGUUCCAGAACACCUUGGAUGAACUUUUGGCCUGGCUAUCCCACACUGCAGAGCUACUGCAAAACUCACAACAGCUCAGCCUUGACCUUCAGUCUUGUGAAAUUGAGUUAGCCAAACACCGGGUUUUGAGGAAUGAUGUUAUGUCUCACCAACAAACUGUUGAGUCCCUAUGUCGUGCUGGCCAAGACUUGUUGAAGUCAAGUGCUAAUGACAAUGCUGAGAUGCUGGAAACCAGCCUGAAACAGCUCAGUGAACAAUGGGAGUGUGUGCGGAGUGAGACAGAAAGGAGACAGUUGGAACUGGAGAAUAAUCUCAGCCAGGUUCAAGAUGUUACAAUGGAAAUUCAGGACCUCCUGCAGUGGCUAGAACAAGUGGAUUUGAGGUUGUCCUUUUCCAAGCAGGCUUGGGGUCCCCCUGAUACAGCCAAAGAGCGACUUACUGUACACCUGGAGCUGUGUGAAGCGAUGGAGGCUAAGCUGCAUAUGUUCAACAAUCUGAGAGACACAAUCCACAGGCUGCUUAACAACCGUGAUAUUCCACGUGGUUCCAACACAGAGCACAGCUUGUGCAUCCUCGAGCAGAAGUGGGAAGUUGUGCAGGCCAAACUCCAAGAAAGAAAGAGGAAGUUAACCGAGGGCCUAACACUGGCCACUGAGUUCCAUAACACUGUUCAGGACCUCCUUAAAUGGAUGGCACAAACAGAAGGAAAUCUUGCUGCUUUACCCCCACCGAGCCUCAUUCUGGAGACAGUCAACAACCAAAUACAAGAGCACAAGGUUUUGGUAGCAGAGGUCAAAUCAUACAAUGAAAAGCUAUCAGCCUUGGAAAGUGAGUCAUGUCAACUGAAAGAAUUUAGCCGAGAACAAGACUGCACAGUAAUUCUCAAUCUCCUAGUUACAGUUCAGGAUCGCUGGGGGAAAGUAUUCCAAAGCACCACUAGGAGGGGACAGGUACUGGAAGAGGCCAGGAAGCGUGCCAAACAGUUUAGUGAAUCCCGGCAGCUUCUGUUAGACUGGAUGGAUGAGGCAGAACUGAAUCUGGAGAACAACAAGGAAAUCGCAGUGAACCAUGAUGAAAUUAAACAGCAGUUGGUACAACACAAGGAAUUUCAGAAGUUUCUGCGCUCCAAACGUCCUGUCUAUGAAGCAACACUAAAAAGUGGCCGAUCGCUGAGGGAGAAGGCUCAGAUCCUUGCAGACAGCCAGCAACUGGGAGAACUAAUAGCUGAGCUGAAGGAUAAAUGGGAUACUCUCUGUGGAAAAGCAAUGGAAAGACAGCACAAGCUGGAAGAAGCUCUUCUGUUUUCAGGAAGAUUUACAGAUGCCUUACAAGCUCUCAUGGACUGGUUGUAUGGAAUAGAGCCCCAGAUGUCUGAGGAAAUGCCUAUUGGAGGGGAUCGGGACCUUGUGAAUAAUCUCAUUGACAAACACAAGGAUUUUCAGAAAGAGCUAGGAAAACGUGCUGGCUGCAUGAAGACUCUGAAACGCUCAGUGAGAGAUCUGACUAAAGGUAACACCAGUGCUGACUCACAGUGGCUCCAGGAACAGAUGGAAGAACUGGACAACCGGUGGGAGACCGUCUGCAGUCUUUCUGUCUCCAAGCAAACCCGACUAGAGGCUGCACUCAGACAGGCUGAAGAAUUCCACUCAUUGGUGCAGUCUUUCCUGGAACGUCUGUCUGAAUCAGAGAGAACGCUCAAGUAUGGAGCCAUUCCUGAAGAAGAAAGUGCACUCUUGGAAUUUCAUAAACAGCAUCAGGAGAUCCUCAAAACUCUAGAGUGUCAGCAGAUGGAGUUGGAAUGCAUUGCCUCCCUUGGAGAGGAGAUCUUGUCUGCCUGUCACCCUGAUGCAGUUAUCACCAUCAAAUCCUGGCUCAGCAUUACUAAAACACGCUUCCAAGAGGUCCAAACAUGGGCUCAGCAACAAGAAGAUCGAACACAGGCAGCUCUCUCUUCACUAUCAGCUGAACGAGAGGAAGUCAACAGGCUUAUUGAAUGGAUCUUAGCAGCAGAGGAGUCUCUGACACUAAGGAACCAAGAACCUUUUCCUGAUGAUAUGGGACAGAUGGAGGAGCUGAUCAUGCAACAUAAGAUAUUUAUGGAAGAAGUGACUCACAAGCAGAUAGAAGUAGAGAAGGCAACAAAGUCUUGCAAAAAGAAAAUAGUAGUAGAACCCCAGCUACCUCAAACUCGCAGAACUUCGUCAAAGCGAAGAUGUACUGUAAAAUCCCAGAACACAUUCCCUGUGCCUUUUGAACACCUUGAGCCACAAAACCCUCACUUAUGCCAUCUGCUUAGCAAAUGGCAGCAACUCUGGUUCCUGACUUUGGACAGACAGAGUCGGCUGCAAGACAGACUUCAAAGACUCUGUGAGCUGCAGGAAUUUGCCAAUUUUGACUUCAGCAUCUGGAGGAAAAGAUACAUGCAGUGGAUCAGCCACAUGAAAUCCCGUAUCCUGGAUGUGUUCCGUGGUAUCGACAGAGACCAAGACGGGCGAAUCAGCCAGCAAGAGUUCAUAGAAAGUGUUAUGUCAUCCAAAUUCCCUACAAAUUCCCUAGAGAUGUCAGCUGUGGCCAAUAUCUUUGACCUGAACGGAGAUGGGUUCAUCGAUUACUAUGAAUUUGUAAGUGCUCUGCACCCCAGCAGAGAUACAUUUAGGAGAAAUGUGGAUGCAGACAAGAUUCAGGAGGAGGUCAAUAGGCAGGUAGCCCAGUGCAGCUGUGCCAAGCGCUUCAAAGUACAGCAGAUCAGUGCCAACAGAUAUAAGUUUGGAGAUUCACAACAGCUGCGGAUGGUCCGGAUCCUGCGGAGUACACUAAUGGUACGUGUUGGAGGUGGCUGGAUCGCCUUGGAUGAAUUCUUGGUCAAGAACGACCCUUGCAGAGUGAAGGGAAGAACAAACUUGAAGAUCAAGGAGAAAUACUUAUCUUCCGAUACCACAGGUAGCUCCUCAGCAAAAUAUGGAAGCACAAAACUGGCGUCUCCCAGUCAUUCCAGUUCAAACCUGAGCUUGUACAGUAGUGUCUCUGCACCCACAAGUCCCUCAUCGAAAAAGUCCCUACUGAGGAGGAGUCGCUCUGGAGACAGGAGCUGUCGACCACAAAGUUCCCCAGUUUCUGAUGGAGUCGAAUUUAAGUUUAAAGCAGCAGAAGACUGUCCAACUCCAGCUCCAACAGAAUGUAAAGGGGAAUCCAAUACAUGAAUGCUUCAAGCCCUGAAUUGAGCAAAUCAACAGAGAACAGCAGACCAGAACAGCAGUCGUCCAAAUCAGCAGCUACAAAAUGCAGCGCGUACAAGUGUGCAGAAAAUACCUCUUUCCUGGUCUCUAAGACUGAGUUUAGUGACAGACUAGCUGUACACUCAGACUCCAAGGGUCACUGAAAGGGGCUUCCGUGGACAGCAAAGAAUUUUUGGUGAAAUGAUUAUACAAAUAUGCAGCAUUCCUUUUACUCUCAGGUGUUUUAUACUGCCUUUCAUAUAGAAGCUGUGUAGUCACAUCCUAAGGGCCAAAGUAAAAUGAGGAAAUUGUUGUGAUACUUAGAUAUUUCUCAGUGUCAUCCCAUGGAUGCAUUUCUAAACAGGAAAAAAUCCAUGAAACUUGAAGACUCUUGUACUGUAAUAUCUUUCUUCUUGUGUUUGAAAAGAGCUCUCUUUGAUGGAAGGAAUGUUGUUUUGAUUACCUGCUAAUAAUUGUGUGAUUGUGAUGCCUAAUCAGCAUGCACAAACUACAAAAAUGAACCUUGGGCAAGUGACAAGGAGGAACCAUUUGUAAAGUUCAGAAUAGUUUUUUGCUUCUUUCUUCUAUAACUUGUAGUUCAGGAUGAGAAUGCCAGAAGCAGGGACUUCUCUCAUACUGUUUGCUAAAACCAUAUUUAUAUGUGGAACUUCUUUUUCUUGACUCUGCAGCUCAGAAUUUUCAGCUAUUAUUAGCAAGAUACCUGGACAUAAAACCAGAGUCUAUACUGUGAGACAUUUAUGUGUAGCAUUUAGUGAAAAUGAGUAAUUUAAAUUAUGUGGGUUAUACUGCACAGUCCAAAUAAAAGAGUACUAUAAAGUUGAGCAUAUAGUUGCAUGUGCAGUAAUAACAUAGUUGCAAAUUCUGAGGUAUGUGUAAACAGAAAACCUCAUUUGGAAAAAAAAACACAUUUUAAAUGAAUCUAUAUAUAUUGAUUUAUAAACAAGUUAACUGAGCCCAUAAACACAAAAUGUGAAUAUGUAUCUCUGAUUCUGUGCUGAGUAAAACCAAUUUGAACAAAGAAACAUAUCAAUAAUAGAGGAUAAAGCUAUACUGUUCAUAUUUAAGUGGAUAAAUGAGUCUGAUUGUGAAACCACAAAGUAUAAAUCUGGGCAUGAACUUAGUGACUGCAAAGGAUGAUGAAUGUGCCUUCUGCAAAAGUGUUAAAACUUAAACCACAGGAGCUUUGCAGACUUUCUUUUGCAUGAGUGACUCUGAAAACUUAUACUGGUCAGUAGCAGAACUGUUUUGCAACCAUAAAGCCAUCUCCAGACAUAUUCUGACAGCUCUGGGAAGUCAAAGAUGUGUAAGUGACAAAUUAUUUUUAAAUGAACGGGUUUCCCACUAACCUUCCUAUUGCUUCCUUUUAUUUCUCAUCAUUUUCUUGCGACUCUUCCUCUCCUGCAGAUUGACAUCAUCUGUUUCAUCCCUGCCUUUAGUGCCUUCUUCUCCUUCUUUCCAGUCCAUCCAGUACUUCCCAGUUUUUCUACAGCUCACACGUCUUCCUGUCAUCCUUUAGUAUUCAAACAUCUAGGAUAAGAAGGAUAAGAAAAGUGGAGUUUCACAGGUGAUCCAGAUUUGAUGUACCACUAUAAUAUGUAUCACUUGAAAGGCAGUGUGGUGAGCUGCAAGGCUAUAUCGUGUUUUGUGAGCUACCAGGAAAUUGUGUGAUUAAUUAUGUAUUUUACUUUUUCAAAUACAAUACAGUGAAACCAGGCUUACCUUCUGGAAUUUAGUCUGCAUUGAAAACAUGCUGUCCCAAUCACAUUGUAAAGACAUUAAAAUUAACAGAUAUUUUUGCAGUAGAAUGCUCUAUGAAUCUGACAGCAGCCUGCGGGAUAUUCCAUACAUCAUAUUUCAUAGAGGAAGCUCAUAGACUAGUACAGUAAUCCAAACAGAAUCCAAAUGCCUUACUAUAUAGACACCAUUUGGAAGACAAAACAAUAAAUCAGUUAGUAAGACUGGGGCACAUUCUUGGGUGAAUACUUAGAAAAUGUAGCACUUUUAGGUUUAGUUCCUCUGGAAAGUCUGCUCUUAGUAAUCUAACUUUUCAUAAUAAAUGUUAACAGAACUCUAAUGUGUAGCAUUAGAACUACUACUGUUCAGAUGGAUGGAAUUUCUUUUGUUUGCUAGACUCACCAUUAUUUAGCUGGAGGGAUUUUUUUUCUUAAGUGCAAAACUGGGAUAAGUGUUUUAAGAGUGGAAUUAAUAUUGGCAGAAACUUUCAAAUUUAUUACUAGGUAUGUUCAGAGCAGUUUAUUUUCUUAUGAGCUCAUCUCUCGUCCGCAUCCAUGUUUAUGCAUAAACAAUAGCUUUCUCAGUCACAGUAUUGGAAGGGAUACUGAAAGAAGACAAUUGUAGAUUUUCACUGUGCAUUCAAGCAAGAUAGACAGAUAGCAUAAACAUUUUGAACUGCGCUUUUUUUUUUUCAUGUAGUCUUUAAUUUUGAAAUUGGAAGAUACAAGAUAAUCUGUUACAAUCUGUGCUCAUGUGUCCUAGAUAAAUGAGUAAUUGCAAGCUUCAGUGAUGGUAACUGUUAGCAAGAACAACAAAAAAGUUUAAGGGCCAGUUCAAAAAAGUUAUACUUAGUUGCAAGUGUAUCCUGGAGGACAUCCUUGAAAUUUAUAAAUGCAAUCUGCCAAGGCUGAUGCACAGGGCAGGCAGCAUUACAGCCCAGCACUGCACCAUACCACUCAACUGUCAUUUUUUUUUCAGAAUCCCCUAAUUUCAAUUCAGGUUUUUGCCCUGUUCCUCACAAAAUUGCUGAUUUUUCUGGUAAAUUACUAAAGAUUACAGUAGGUCAAUAAUGCCAGACAUUAGACUUUCAUACUUUU
This is a messenger RNA of Protopterus annectens (West African lungfish), 8621 nucleotides long. Its product is annotated as microtubule-actin cross-linking factor 1-like. The record is from RefSeq and is a predicted model, not a curated record. The coding region runs from base 1 to 5754 and encodes 1917 amino acids. Gene Ontology annotation, molecular function: structural molecule activity; calcium ion binding; microtubule binding. NCBI's taxonomy places the organism in Eukaryota, Metazoa, Chordata, Ceratodontiformes, Protopteridae. Gene Ontology annotation, biological process: intermediate filament cytoskeleton organization; wound healing; hemidesmosome assembly. Gene Ontology annotation, cellular component: focal adhesion; hemidesmosome; cytoplasm. The transcript has 39 exons.